Molecule: messenger RNA, 1059 nt
Organism: Cygnus olor (mute swan)
Lineage: Eukaryota; Metazoa; Chordata; Aves; Anseriformes; Anatidae
Product: mesoderm posterior protein 1-like
Exons: 2
Coding region: 1-969 (322 amino acids)
Biological process (GO): mesoderm formation; regulation of transcription by RNA polymerase II; somite rostral/caudal axis specification
Cellular component (GO): nucleus
Molecular function (GO): DNA-binding transcription factor activity, RNA polymerase II-specific; protein dimerization activity; RNA polymerase II cis-regulatory region sequence-specific DNA binding
Source: RefSeq, a predicted model, not a curated record
AUGGCCCGCCCGGCAGCCCCUGGCCUCCUGGUGCCCACCACGGCCUCGCUGCAGCACUGGGGCCGCUCCUCAGCCCCGGAGCCCGAGGGCUACAGCAGCAGCUCGCCCGCACCCUCGCCCGACUCCUGCGGCCUCUCGCCUCCUGCCGCCGCCCGGGGACCUCGCCGCGGCCCCGCUGCCACCCGCCCGCGGGGCGGCCCCGUGGGCAGGAGGGGUGCCGGGGGUCCCGGGGGCCCACGGCAGAGCGCCAGCGAGCGGGAGAAGCUGCGGAUGAGGCGGCUGGCGCAGGCGCUGCACCGGCUGCGGCACUACCUGCCGCCCGCGCUGGCGCCCGCCGGGCAGAGCCUCACCAAGAUCGAGACCCUGCGCCUCGCCAUCCGCUACAUCGCCCACCUCUCGGCCCUGCUGGGGCUCAGCGAGGAGGCGCUGGCCCGGCGGCGGGGGGCGGCCCCCCGGCACUGCCCCCUCUGCCCCCAGGGCCUGGGCUGCUGCCAGCCCCCGCGCCCUCGGCCGCCCCCCCCGGCACCGGCCCCGCAGGACGCUUCGCCCCCCGGCACGGGGGUCUGGGGGUCACCCCCUGUGAUGGAGACCCCCCUGGCACUGCAGGAGGUUCCCGACAUGGGGAUGGGGGCCUGGGGGUCACCCUCCUAUGGUCCGGCGUUGGAGACUCCCCUGGCGCUGCACGGGGUUCCUGACAUGGGGACGGGGGCCUGGCCGUCACCCCCCUACAGCCCCCCUGUGGGGACCCCACCGGAGCUGCACGGGGCUCUUGUCUCCGGCGUGUCCUCCUGGCUGUCCCUUCCUCACUGCGCAGGGGCAGGGACCCUGCCGGACCCCCCCAGCGACCCCAUCCUGGAUGCAGGACUGAUGCUGCCGGAGGUCGCGGAUGCAGGGACGGUCACCCAGGACCUCUCCGCAGAUCUCCUCUCUCUCCUGGAGGCUCUGCUGCCGCCGCAGCCCCAGGACUGACCGGGGCAAACCCAAGCUCCUCGGAGCCGGAGCCACGCAGCGCCCGGACGCCUGUGACUUGGAGGGCGCAGGGGACGCGUGUCCCCCCUU